Caenorhabditis auriculariae is the source of this 1583-nucleotide messenger RNA. The record is from the annotation of a GenBank genome assembly. Lineage: Eukaryota; Metazoa; Nematoda; Chromadorea; Rhabditida; Rhabditidae.
AUGUCCGAGCCAGUGGAGGAUGACGUUUCGGAAAUUAAGGAACCCGCAGAGAAGAAAAAGAAAGAUGAAACUGAGAUCAUAAUCGAAAGGAUUAACGAAAGAAAUCGGAUCAAAAUCGAGAGAAUAAAAGAAAAUUUCAAGCACCGAGUUCCUGCCAAGAAACUUGCGACGGAUUUUUUGCAAUUGCUCGAAGGUUCGAUUCAAAGAAUACGGUCCAACUUCUACCGGGCUACGGCUCGUCUCGCGAUGGACUUGUUCAAAAAACGCCCGAUCGCUGAAGCCAACAAAUUUCUUCAGGUUUUCUGCGGAGAAUGAUAAAUGUUGAUGCAUUUUUUUUUGCAGGAUAAGGCUGAUUUUAGUCUUAAUGAAAUCAAGAUCCUGGAAGAAAGCUGUUCGAGUAUCAUUGAUCGUCUCACGGAGUUGAAUGGCGUACAACAAAAUAUUCACUAUGCGAAGAUGAAGGUUGGAACCGGGUUAUUGAAAGUUUUCGACGUUGAUUCCAGGUGCUUUGCCAGGAAGUGCAAGAACUGUCGGAUGAUAUCGACCAAGGCUUGGCAACGUUUGAGGAGGAUGAGGUGGGAUUUUUCGGGGUAUAGUUCAAUAGUACAUGAUGUAUUCAUGAUUUUUCUUUCCCCUUAAAAGCUACCUUGCGAGCGAUGCGCCUUUAAUCCAGCUUUCAGAAAAAUUUAAAGGCGCAUGCACAGCGGGUUGUGAAAUUUAAUGAGAAAGGACUUUCAAGAUUUCAGUAGUGAAAAGGAAUUUUUCUUUUUUUCUUCCUAGCAAACUUUCCGGAUUUUGAAAAAUUCAGCCAAUUUCUGUUGAAUGUUUUUCUUGAAAUUAUUCUUAAGGGCUUGGAAAAUCUCAGAAAAAAAUUUUUUGUAACCGAUACGAGUUUAUUGGCGGGAAAUAAGUUCAAAAACGAGCGUGAAAAAUAUAGAAAAUCAUUUUACACUUUGAAAAAAGUUAAUGGAAUGUUUAACGACAAAUUUGAAAAACCAUGAAAAAAAUAUAUUCAUAAAAUCUUGAUAAAAAGCAUUUUUCGUUUGAAUUCCCUUUUCCCGCCGAAAACCGCUAAGCGACCACAAAAAGUUUUAGUGCUCCUAGAGCUGAGUUUAGCUUAAGUCAUCGAAAAAAUGGUCCUGACACGAUUUAAAAAGAGAAAUUACUUGGUUUGUGAAGGACGCAGAUGAACCCCAAUAUUUUUGUAAAUCGUUUUUAUCACCACGGCAUUCCUUAUAGGGUGCGGGAAGGUGAACGAGGCGUCAAAGAUUUUUUGAUUCACAAAAAAAGUAAGUGCACACUCCGGAUAAAAUUACGUCACAAGCUACACUGAGUAUCCAACGUUAGUAACUUUUGUUUUUGCUGCGUACAAGGUUUGAAUUUUCGCGCCAAAAUUUUUUUGACGUCUCUCCACCCCGUUUGGGAAUACCUGAACUCGGGAAAAAAGAAAAAUCUGGUUUUUUUUUCAGAUUGUAAGCCGAGUGACAUGGCAAGAGGUUUCGACGACGGCGAGGCAAAUCCAUGGAGAUCUGUUGGUCAGUACGACGAAUCUUAGCGAUUCGAAGAAACAACAAGCUUCUUGA